AUGACAAAGAAGAUGAACUGGUACCAGCUCAAAACCCAACCCACUGCUCAGAAUCUGAUGCUCAUGAACGGCGCCAGUCCGAUCCCCACGUCCCAUUGCCACCAAAGUUCAAGCCUCGGCCCUGCAGAUUCUGAUGGAGAGGAAUCAAGACCUCGGUCAAGCAAGCAACACCAUCCUGCAAGUGCCUCUGUUCACCAUGACGAUGAGGACCAGCCUCCACAUCCAAAGCCGAAACCGAAGCCGAAACCUCGUUGUACUACUCGCGAUGAGCAUGAGGAUUCAGUAGGUGAGCUUGUGGCUGAGCAGUUGGGUAUGAUUGGGGAGUCCCGGCCAGCGACCGCACCAGUACCUCCACACACCUCAUCCCCACUGUCAGAUCUGACUGACAAUGACAACAACUUCACCCCUCCACCCCUCACUCAGCCCUCAAAGCAAAAAGGAAAAAAGAAAGCUACUACGGCUCUGGACGCCCCACAAAGAACUUCUGGUCGACGCAAGAAUGGUUACUAG
Suillus paluster is the source of this 510-nucleotide messenger RNA. RefSeq lists its product as uncharacterized. The transcript is spliced from 3 exons. The record is from RefSeq and is a predicted model, not a curated record. NCBI's taxonomy places the organism in Eukaryota, Fungi, Basidiomycota, Agaricomycetes, Boletales, Suillaceae. The coding region runs from base 1 to 510 and encodes 169 amino acids.